CUGCCGGUUUCGGUGGGCGGCGACUGCUGGGUUUCGUUGCGGUGUGUGUCAUCGCCGCUCCCGCUUCUGAUCUGGGCGUCUGGGGCUUGUUGCACCGCUCGCCGCCAAGAUGAUGUCCCUCAUCAACCGCAUCCUGGACUGGUUCAAGAGCCUCUUCUGGAAGGAGGAGAUGGAGCUCACGCUUGUCGGCCUCCAGUACUCGGGCAAGACCACCUUCGUGAACGUCAUUGCCUCGGGCCAGUUUUGCGAGGACAUGAUCCCCACCGUGGGCUUCAACAUGCGCAAGGUGACCAAGGGGAACGUCACAAUCAAGAUCUGGGACAUUGGCGGACAACCGCGGUUCCGAAGCAUGUGGGAGCGGUACUGCCGCGGCGUGAACGCUAUUGUGUACAUGGUGGACGCACAUGAUCGAGAGAAGAUGGAAGCGAGCCGUAAUGAGCUGCAUCAGCUGUUGGACAAACCCCAGCUGGCAGGUAUUCCCGUGCUCGUCCUCGGCAACAAGCGUGAUCUGCAGGGAGCUCUGGAUGAGCGUGAACUCAUCGACCAGAUGAACCUGUCGGCCAUCCAAGACCGAGAGAUCUGCUGCUAUUCGAUUUCUUGCAAGGAGCGUGACAACAUUGACAUCACGCUGCAGUGGCUCAUCUCGCACUCCAAGUCAUCCAGUCACUGACGUACCGGGGCCCACGAUGGCCCCCCUUCUGUACAUAGACCUGCCUGUGUUUAAUAAUGAGCGGCACCUCGCUGCAGUUGAGGUGCCCAUUUCCCCCGCUAUGCCAUCUGUCGUCUGGCGCAAAUAAAUAUUCCGAAAUUUUUUCUGUU
Molecule: messenger RNA, 819 nt
Organism: Dermacentor albipictus
Lineage: Eukaryota; Metazoa; Arthropoda; Arachnida; Ixodida; Ixodidae
Gene: Arl8
Product: ADP-ribosylation factor-like protein 8
Biological process (GO): protein transport; anterograde axonal transport
Cellular component (GO): lysosomal membrane
Molecular function (GO): GTPase activity; GTP binding
Source: RefSeq, a predicted model, not a curated record